AUGGCCCGCGGAAAACGAAGGGCCCCAAUUCGACCAGAGGUCAUUCUUCCGGGAAGCACUCUGAAUGAUGAAGUUGACGACUUCAUAGAUCAGCGUCACAAUUUGGACGCAGAUCAAGAAUCGGACCCUGACGCUCAGCUCAAUGAGGACAUUUCAAGUGAAGACCAAAUUUCUUCGGACGAAGAUGAAAGCGAUGACAUGGAUCAUGACAGGGAGUUGGCGGAGAAGCGGGGAUGGGGCGGGAAGAAGAGCUUGUACUACGGCGGUGACACACACGAGUACGAAAUCAUGGAGGAGGAAGAACGUCAGGAGGCGUUGAAGGACGAGGAAGAAGAAGCACUGCGUCUGCAGAAAGAGGCCGUUGCAAAGUUGCAUCCUGACGAUUAUCGCGACGAAGACGAAGAUGAUACAGAUGUAAACGACGAUAGCGAAAGCGAGAAAGAAGGUGCAAACGCAACAAUCAAUGCGAACGGAAUUAUUUCCGCAUCCUCCAUCGACCACGCCGCUCCUGAGAUACCUGUUCUCAUCCAGGAAAUGCUGGAGAGCCGAAGACAGGCUAUGAUCUGGAAGGACCGCAUUCAUUGGAAUGAGAUAGCGACGAUUCUCUUCCAUCUGUAUGCAUCGUUGGUCAGCAACAUCGCUUUUUAUCUUUCAUUGCGAACUGACCCUGAUUCAGAGGGGGUGGACAUUCGAACCCAUCCCGUCCUCGUUCAAAUUGUUCGAAUUCGAUCUCUACUUAAGGACGCGAGGGCCCUUCCGUGCGAAAAGCCAGCCACAACUAAACCGACAGCACAAGCACAGAUUGUUGACGUGGCAGGUGAACAGUCAGGAACAACAGGAACAUCGCAUGCCAAUGGUCUCCCAGGCACUCAGGCUCAAGUUAAUGUCGCUGUUCCCAACGGUGUCGUGAAACCUCUGGACAAGAACAAGAAGCGGAAGAAGCGCAGGAAUGUCGCCGAUUUGGUAGUAGAGGAAGACGAAGAGAGAAUCCGAGCGUUGCUUCCCUCUCGCGUUGGAGUAGGACGAGAACAAGAAAGCGGAGAUAACAACAUGCGUGACGAAAAGAGAAGGAAGCUUGGCGCGCUGGUUGGUGCUAUGGAGCGCGAACGCCAGAACACCGCUAGUCAGAGGUUGGUGUCUGGUGAUGUGGAUGUCGUGCGCGCAGAGCCGAAGGCGAAGAAACUCAUGACUCCUAUUUCCACAUUCGAGGACCCAGACGACCCAGAUAUGGAUAGUAUUCGAGACGAUGACGGGGUCAUGGCGAAAAUGCUAGCCAACAAGGCGAAGAAGGAGGCCCGCAAAUCUCGAAAGGCUGCGGAAUCUAAACCGCAUGUCUACACGUUUAAGGAUAAAAUGGAUCCCGAGGCACGACGUCGAGCCUCCUCACAGGUUGUGAAGAAUAGGGGCCUGACGAGAUACAGGCCGAAGGACAAGAAGACUCCUCGUACGAAGAAUCGUCUGGCCUAUUCAAAGGCUGUUGUUCGCCGAAAGGGCGCAGUACAGGAUUACGACGGCAAGCCCGGAUCAAGCUACUCAGGCGAGGCUUCUGGUAUCAAUAUGUCGGCCCGGAAAGGCUCGAGAUUGUCAAAUGUGUAGUAUUAUAUUAGUGCACCCUACAAAACUGCCUAACAUCGUUA
Molecule: messenger RNA, 1637 nt
Organism: Chondrus crispus (carragheen)
Lineage: Eukaryota; Rhodophyta; Florideophyceae; Gigartinales; Gigartinaceae
Exons: 2
Coding region: 1-1596 (531 amino acids)
Biological process (GO): maturation of SSU-rRNA from tricistronic rRNA transcript (SSU-rRNA, 5.8S rRNA, LSU-rRNA)
Cellular component (GO): small-subunit processome; nucleolus
Source: RefSeq, a predicted model, not a curated record